UCUUUUACCCAAAAAAAGCAAGAGCAUGAGCUACUCUGUCUCUGUAGUCUGUAAAUUUGGUAUCACUGUUGAUACCAAAAUUAUCGGCCGUCCGUCGUGGUGGGGUUUGCUAUGGUUUCUUCGUGUCCGACGUAAACAAUGACAAGAAGGGAAAGCAUCAUACUACAUAUUUGCUCCGGUGAGUCCAGUAUUAACGGUUUUCUUCUUCCAGUUCGAAUUCUUUCUACUGUUACUAGUAGCUAUCUUUAUCUACAAUCUUUUUCUAUCAGCAAUAUUUCUAGUAGCUUAGCUCCUGAUAUAUCGAGUCAUACUCAGUUCGAGAAUCUAGUGAAAAUUAAGUGUAAAUCAGGAUCCAUUAGCCUUGAUGAUGCAAUGGGUUUCUUCAAUCGCAUGAUUCAAAUGCGACCCACGCCUUCGGUUUUUGCUUUUAAUCAUAUAUUAGCGGCCAUCGCCAAGAUGAAACAGUACCCCUCUGUGCUCUCUCUGUAUAAGAAGAUGGGCUACUGUCAAAUCCAACCUGAUGCAUGUACGCUCAAUAUCUUAGUUAAUUGUUUCUGUCACUUGAAUCGGGUGGACUUCGGCUUCUCCGUCUUCGGGAACAUCUUGAAACGUGGGUAUGGGCCAGGUUUUGUAAUAAUAAAUACUCUGAUCAAGGGGCUAGUGAUGGAGGAUAAAGUAGUGGAGGCCAUGGAGAUGAUAAAGAAAAUAGAGGACAAUGGAUACGCAUGUGAUGAAGUUACCUAUGGGAUAAUAGUUAAUGGACUCUGCAAAACAGGACGAACUAGCGUGGCUCUUAAGUUGCUUAGGAAGAUGGAAGGAAAGGAGAAUUUCAAGGUUGAUGCUAUAACAUAUAACACGAUCAUUGAUGGUCUCUGCAAGGACAGACUAGCGGAUGAAGGUCUUCAGCUUUUCUCAGAAAUGAUUGCUAAAGGAAUUCUGCCAAAUGUCAUAACUUACAACUGUCUAAUUCAUGGCCUGUGCAAUUUAGACCUGUGGGAAGAAGCUGGGAAAAUUUUCAAAGACAUGAUGGAUCGUGGGAUCUCACCAAAUACAAGAACCUUUAACAUCUUAAUAAAGGCUCAUUGCAAGAAAGGGGAUAUCAAAGAAGCAGGAGCACUAAUGAAGGUCAUGAUUCAAAGAGGUCAGAAACCUAAUGUCAUCACUUACACUUGUUUAGUUCAUGGCUUGUGCAAUUCUGACCAGUUGGAAGAAGCUACAAUGUUGUUUAGUGAAAUGGUUGAGCAGGGAAUCUCGCCAGAUGUUAUUAUAUUUACCACGAUGGUGGAUGCUCUGUGCAAAGAGGGGAUGAUUAACAAAGCAUAUCAACUGUUAGACGUUAUGAUUCAAAGAGGUAUUAGACCUGAUAAUGUUACUUAUAAUUCUUUGAUUCAUGGAUUGUGCAGUGCAGGUCAAUGGAAAGAAGCUACAAGAAUAUUAAAUGAAAUGGUCGGGCAGGGAGUCUCGCCUAAUGUUGUUACCUUUAACGUGCUGAUAGAUGGUCUUUGCAAAGAAGGGAUGACUAGAAAAGCAUGUCAACGGAAAGAAGCUGUGAGGUUACUAAAUGAAAUGGUUCUACAAGGAACCUUGCCAGAUGUAGUUACUUUUAACACACUAGUUGAUGAUCUUUCCAAGGAAGGGAUGGCUAGAGAAGCAUAUGAGCUAUUAGAACUAAUGAUUCAAAGAGGUGAAAAACCCAAUACAACCACAUACAAUGCAUUGAUGGAUGGAUACUGCUUGCAAGGACAAAUGGAGGAGGCAAGGGAAGUCUUUGUUUCAAUGUGUAAUAGGGGUUGCCAGCCUGAUGUAGUUACGUACAAUAUUUUAAUCAAUGGGCAUUGCAAGAAUCGAAAGAUAGAUGAAGGCAUGAAGAUUUUCAGAGAAAUGACCCUCAGGGGAGUGAUGCCAAACACUACUACUUAUAACUCUCUUAUAGCUGGGUUAUGCCAUGCAGGAAGAAUUGUGUCUGCACAAGAACUCUUCAGUGAGAUGCAGGUUUGUGGGCAGAACCCGUGUUUAUAUACAUAUUCAAUAUUAAUGGAUGGAUUGUGCAAUAACAACUGUCUUGUUGAAGCAAUAAAGUUAUUUCAUGAGAUGGAAACUAAGGGGUUGAUUCCUGACAUUGUUAUUUACACCAUUCUUAUUAAUGGAUUAUGCAAAGCUGGUAAGCUUGAAGAUGCAAGAGAACUUUUUGGUACUAUCACUUCCAAAGGGUUAGAACCUAAUGUUAAGACGUAUAAUACAAUGAUUAAUGGCUUUUGUAGAGAAGGUCUUUUCAAGGAAGCGGAGGAUUUAUUAUUGAAAAUGGAAAGAAGUGGUUAUGCACCAGAUGAUGUCACUUUGAACACUAUGGUUCGAGGCUUUAUCCGAGUGAAUGAAACGAGUAAGACAUUAUAGCUUCUUGAUUACAUGGUUGAGAGAAGUUAAAAACCCAAUGUACAUAGCACAACUAUGACAGUUGAUUGCAAGGUAACAACUGGCUGGUGCUGGUUGUAGUGGAGACUUGGGAUUGAAUCCCUCCUCCACCAGGGUUGGGGAAUGGGCUACCCCUCCCCCGACAAUGUAUAAUUUGAGAUAUUCUGUAAAUAUUUUCCUAAUGACAAAACCAUGGGAUGUGUCCGAGCUAUGUUGGUAAGCACCAAUUCUGAUCCGUUAUUUUUAA
This is a messenger RNA of Nelumbo nucifera (sacred lotus), 2659 nucleotides long. RefSeq lists its product as uncharacterized. The record is from RefSeq and is a predicted model, not a curated record. Lineage: Eukaryota; Viridiplantae; Streptophyta; Magnoliopsida; Proteales; Nelumbonaceae. Gene Ontology annotation, molecular function: protein binding.